This is a messenger RNA of Alternaria ethzedia, 1554 nucleotides long. RefSeq lists its product as uncharacterized. The transcript has a single exon. Lineage: Eukaryota; Fungi; Ascomycota; Dothideomycetes; Pleosporales; Pleosporaceae. Bases 1 to 1554 code for a protein of 517 amino acids. The record is from RefSeq and is a predicted model, not a curated record.
AUGUCGGCAGAUCUUUUUGCAGAAUUCGGAGCGGACCCCCCUCCUAGUCAACAGCAAUCGCAGCCUGCAGCCGCCAACAGAACAAAUGCACCUGCUGCGUCAGACUUCAACUUCUUCAACGGCCUGAACACCGCACCGGCUUUGGCAACACUGUCGCAGCAACCUCCUUCAACGAGCAACACUCAGAAUCUCGGGUCGAAUUACGCACAGUCAUCCACUAUCGAAGAUAAUGACGACUGGGGCGAUUUUGAGGGCGGCUCAUCCUUCGAGCCCGCUCCUGCCGCCAAACAAGAUCCGUUCGCAUUUGCACCACCUCCGGCCUCCCAACCGCAAUCAAAUGCAUGGAACAUCACCUCAACAACCUACGAUCCCUUUGCAUUUGCAUCGCAAUCAUCUUCGCAGCCGCUAGAGCAGACAUGGAACCGAGCGCCAAUCGUGAAGGCCAAGAAAUCAGCUGAUCCAAGCGUCUUGUUCGACGCGGAGGAUGAUCUUGAUGAUGAUGACGACUUUGGCGACUUCGAAGGCGAACAAGAGAGUAAGACGCAGUCCACGGCACCCGUGGCAUCGUCUUCGGCGAUUGUGGACCUACUUGGCGACAUGAGCAUAGCACAGGCUCAACCACCCAGCACGAGUAGUAGAGAUACUGCUAACGCAAGUCGGGGUUCAAAACUUCAAGCGACUACAAGUAAGAAACCUGGCACAGGCUUUGGUGCUGUGGCCAAACCUAAGCAACCCGUGCCGCCACCUGCAGUGGCUCAAGAAGAUGACGGGUGGGAUGAAUUUGACGACUGGGAGGCGUCCAUUCCUAGUAAAGCACCGAGCAAACCCGAAGCCGUGAAGUCGACUAGCAAUGCCAAAAUGAAUGUCACACCAGCUCCGAUACUUUCCCCUACAACAACAGAUCCACAGGCAGGCGAACUACCUCCUACGAACGUGCCACCACCCGGCGUGUUGCUAUCGCUUUUCCCUUCUCUCUUCGCCGAAGCACAGGAGAAGUUGUUCAAGCCCAUGGCAGCUCAACCUUUGCCCAUGCGAAACAAGCUACUGGCUGAGCCCGCGACAAUUGCCUACCUUCAGGGCUAUCUUAUCCUCGGGAAUGUCGCGGCGCAUAUCAUUGCAGGCAGGAAACUGCGCUGGAAGCGAGACCAGCAUCUAUCUCAAGGCAUGCGAAUCGGCCCAGCGUCAUCACGAGCAACUUCGGGGAUGAAGUUAACGGGCAUCGACAAGGGCGAAAACAUGAAAGAAGAGCGAGAGGUUUCCGAUGUGGUUAGAAGCUGGAAAGAGCAGGUUGGGCGACUGCGGCAUGUCGUGUCUGGCGCAAAUCAAAUCAAGGCGGGCACUCUAGACCGUGGACCAGACUUGCAAGAGACGAUGCCAGUUAAGACACUCAAGCAGUCCGAGGGUGGUAUUCCUGCACGACAGCCCUGUAUGCUGUGUGGAUUGAAACGAGAGGAAAGAGUGACUGCAGCGGACAUGGCCACGGACGAUAGUUUUGGCGAGUGGUGGAUUGACCAGAUCAACAUGCAUCGAGGUGUGUCUAUGAAAUGGCCGUGA